This is a messenger RNA of Clonostachys byssicola, 684 nucleotides long. The record is from the annotation of a GenBank genome assembly. NCBI's taxonomy places the organism in Eukaryota, Fungi, Ascomycota, Sordariomycetes, Hypocreales, Bionectriaceae.
AUGUUUACAAAGACUGAACAUGGCAUAAAAAACCUCGUCACGAAUGACGACUGGAACCUGAAUCGAGGGGCAGAUACUUGGAAGUUCUACCACCCACUUCAAGUGAUGGGCCUCCUGUCGACGGAAGACUGGUUUAUCAUGAAGACUGAUGAUGAUGGGGAGACCACUAGAUUGGUCGCGGGUGCAAAUUGCUUCCCAGCCGGAUGGAAGCUUCGAGAAAGAGUUGGUCAGAGCCUCUGGGAGAUCCACGCUGGCAAGGUACCCCAGUAUGAAGAGAAGCUGGCCAAGUCCAUGGACCGAUACUUCCUGCGACUGCGAGCGGAUCAAGCGUACAUGCGCUUCAACUACGCCAUCGAUCUUAGUUCGGAACUCUUUCACAUCGAUUCCCAUCAUAACCUAAACGAGGAGAGUUUGAAUCAUGCUGUCACUCUGGAGCAGCUGCACCUACGUGUGGAGAGACAAGUCUUGCAGAGGCUUCCAAAGUCUAAGGCAAUUGCGUUUUCAAUACGUACGUAUGUCACACCGAUAACAGAUGUUUGUAAAGACUUGACUGUGGCUCGAGCCUUGAGAACUAGCGUUAGCAGUUAUAGUGAAGAUGUGGCCAAGUACAAGAACAAAGCAUUGUGGAACGAUGUUUUGAUGAAGUAUCUUGAUGACAUUCUGGACACGCCGGUGGAAGAAUAG